AUGGCUACCUUUCGAAGAAUAAUGACCGAUUGUGGCCUUAUGGACAUGGGAUUUAUUGGCAGUAGAUUCACGUGGAGCAACAAAUUCACUAAGGAGCGCCUGAUUGAGGCUUCCAGACACCAACUCCUUACUCAGCAGGAAAAAUACUGGCGUCAAAGGUCUAGAGCUAUCUGGCUCAAGGAUGGUGAUAGAAACUUGGCGUACUUCCAUAGGCGUGCUAGUAAUAGAAGAAGUAGAAACUUGAUUCGAGGUUUGGUGAAUGAGCAAAAUGUAUGGCAAUCUGAUCCCCAUGAGAUUCAACGUUUACUUAUGAGCUAUUUUCAACAAGUGUUUUCUACAAAAGGUUAUGACAAUGAAGCUUUAUCUGCGGUUAUACAAGCUACACCAGUCAAAGUAACAAAGGAGAUGAAUGAAGAUUUAAUGAGGCCUUACACUGAUGAGGAAAUAAAAGGAGCACUCUUUCAAAUGCAUCCCUCCAAAAGCUCGGGACCGGAUGGUUUAUCAGCUUUAAUUGCACAGGCAGUGAACAACAACAGGAUUCAAGGUCUUACCAUGUGUCAUACGGCUCCAACUCUACAUCACUUGUUUUUUGCUGAUGACGGCUUCUUGUUUGGCACUACAAAUGUGGCAGAAUGCAUUAGCUAUAGAAAUAUUUUAGACAUUUAUGAAAGAGCAUUUGGUCAAAAGGUGAACUUUCAGAAGAGCAGUGUGGUGUUUAGCAACAAUGUAAGUAUGGAGACUCAGUUACAGCUCGCACAUCUUUUAGCUGUGAAGAGAGUUCAUGAGCAUGACAGAUAUUUGGGCCUACCUCUAAGGGUGGGUAAAUCGAAGACCACAAUAUUUGAAUAUAUCAAAGAGAAGUUUACAAAGAAGUUAUUUAGUUGGAAAGCAAAAAUUCUCAACUGUGCAGGUAAAGAGAUUUUGAUUAAGGCUGUAGCACAAACUAUGUCUUUGUAUGCAAUGAAUUGUUACUUAUUGCCAAAGAGCUUAUGUGAUGACAUUUAUCAACUGUGUGCUUCCUUCUUUUGGGGGGAUACUGAUGAGCAUAAGAAAAUCCACUGGCGUAGUUGGGACAGAAUGUGCCUGACAAAACAGGAGGGUGGUAUGGGCUUCAAAAAUAUUUAUGCUUACAAUUUAGCUAUGCUAGCAAAAAAGGGAUGGAGAAUUGUCACUAAUCCUGAUUCUUUAAUUGCUAAAUUAUACAAGGCUCGUUAUUUUCCUUACUGUUCCUUUUGGGAAGCAGAACUUGGAGACUCACCAUUAUUCUCAUGGAGAAGCUGUAUUAAUGGAAGACCUGUCCUUAAAGCCAGGGUUCAAUGGAAGAUUGGGGAUGGAAAAUAG
This is a messenger RNA of Rosa chinensis, 1341 nucleotides long. RefSeq lists its product as uncharacterized. Lineage: Eukaryota; Viridiplantae; Streptophyta; Magnoliopsida; Rosales; Rosaceae. The coding region runs from base 1 to 1341 and encodes 446 amino acids. The transcript is spliced from 3 exons. The record is from RefSeq and is a predicted model, not a curated record.